UAAGUGCCUUGCGUCGACUAAACUUGAGAGAUUUUAAGAUUUCGACGCAUAGUCGGCCUUCGGUUGUACAGUGGAACGCAACACAUGUCACGCUAAAAGCAAGAGAUUGAUUUGGGGUCAUUCUAGGAAGAAAAAUGGUUGCUUUUAUCGACUAAAAGCCGGGGAGCCAAACUCGUAAUCAUUGGAGAGCGAUUCAGUCAGCUCGACUAUAAGUCGGAAUAACUUUCCUAUUUCAUGACGGAAUAACGACUCUACGUCAUAUCGCUAAUACCAAGGAGGUAAGCACGGGGGCAAUGGAAAGAGAAUUUAUACAAGUUCCAAUAGAUUUGAAAGCCCAUAUCAUCGGUAGGCAUCGUAGUGGGAUUAAUGAAAUGAUGACGAGAUCUGGAGCCAUAAUUGAGCCUGGGAGAAGAGAACAUGCAGGAUUUAUAGUCAGUGGACGCCCUGAGGAAUUAGAAAUGGCAAGGCAGCUUAUUUCAGAAAAACUGCAGGAGUUGAAUAAUAAUCGAGAAGAGCUGGUAGAAAUUCCAAACACAUUCAAAGGCAGAGUUAUUGGAAAAUAUAGAGCUACUUUACGCCAGAUAGAGACCCAAACGGAAGUUAAACUUAUUGUGAAGGAUGGAGAAGUAUAUAUAGUCCGUGGAACACAACAGCAACGGCGACAUGCAAAAAUGAACAUCGGAACAAUUGUGGCUGGAGCAAGAUUGAAGAAUUUUGAAAACGAAUUUUACAAAGUUAGUGCUUACGUCGAUGGUUGUCAUCUUCCUGCCAACUGUAAACUCAAGCUUCAGGAGGUGCAAAUGGAAGAUCGCAUGCCGCUUCCAGGGUCUGAGACGCAGUAUCGACUCGAACUAGCUGAGCUCUGCGAGAGUGAGAAUUUGCACCAUGACCGAAAUGACACCGUGUACCAAUCCGAUCUUAAAGACGAAGUUUUGAUGUCCUUACGCAAGAUUAAAGAUAACAGGGAGACAGAUGAGAGUCCGAAAGCCGAUAUGUGGUGUCAUUUGGGGACCUCUAUUGUUAGAGUACGUGACGAAGACGAUGUUGGCCAAAAAACGUGGGACAUCGAAGAGAUAGCAGAAAAUUUUCAAAGGCCUGAUACAGGAGAAAAAAUGUUUUGGAAAGUUUCUUUUAGAGAGCGAGAUGAUAUUCCUGAGGACAUCUUUACAAGAACUGGCCUCAAAGAGAUCACCGAAGACAAUGAAUACAUCUCCAGAUAUGACCUAACAUAUCUGACGCCUUGUUUUUACCAACUUAGAUGUAAGGUGUGGGUGGCAAAGAGUAGCCUAAAGAAAAGGCUGGAAGAUAUACCAAUUCCUUUUAGUGACGUAAAGAAUGUUUUAGAAGAGAUUCGAUUUGAAGAUGAAACAAUGCAAUCACGCUGUCGUGGAUGGCUGGUACUUAAAUCUAGAAAAUAUUUACAGACCGACAUUCUUUUUCCUGGUUGCGAUUUAGACUGCAGGUUCACCAUGCGUGGGCGAACAGAUCGCACUGCUAUAGCUAUUAGAGGAGACGUACCCGAAAUUGAAGUGAGACGCGCUUUGUCUACAUACUUGUCCCGAUUAACUUUGACGGAUGAGGAUGCCUUCGGAUUACGUCUCCCAGAUCACGAUUUCCCUGACGGAUUCCACUUACUUCAUAAGCGAUGUUGUCAGCGAAAAAUGUACAGCACGCGUCCAGGAUUCUUUGCCAUACUUUCUCAGGAAGAUUCAUGGUGGAUUGACCCCCUAGGAAAUGAAAGAAGCAGAAAAUCGACUGACCUCCACUUACACAGCGAAGAGUGUGAUAAACUCCUAAAUGGGACAGACUGGGAACCGGAAGUAAUUGCUCAGAAACUACCUGAAUUUAUUCAAUUUGUAAAGGAAAUUCAAGACUUUGUCGUACGGGAGAUGAACGGAUAUGGAUCCACAACAACAGAUCCUCCAGAGAUUCGUGCUCGUGGUCCUGAAGCUCUAGAAGCCUACAAAGAUGCCCUGUCCGAAGGUCAAACUUGUGUAAAGAGAGUGCCGUUGAUGUUCGUUGGACAAGAUCGAUCUGGAAAGACUAGCGUGAAGAAGUCCUUGAAAGGGAUUAGUUUCAACCCCGAAGAAGAUAGCACCGUAGGCAUCGAAGUCGAUACCUAUGAUUAUAAAGUAACCACGGAAGUUUGGAAGACAGGAAAAAAAGACUUACGCGAAAACUUUGAUGAAGCAUCUUUUUCUUUUGAACAUAAUACAGCUAGGUGGAUUGCAGAUAAAUUAAUGGAGGAAGAGAACGUUGCUAACGUUCGAUGAAGAGGUAGUACCUUGUCAGAAAAUUAUGAUGACUUCGAAGAAACUAACACCUUGGAGGAAACAUACCCCAGCAAGACUGCAAGUUACACGGAACCGUCGGAGUCUCCUACAGAUCGAGCAAACGUUCAUCCUUCACUCGGUGAACCUUUUUUAACAACAAGAGGAGAAUAUAAUCUAACUCCAACACAGUACGACGAUGACGUACUCGACAGUACCUCAGGAGAAGUGCCGGAGGGCAUUGCGAAGUUAAUUCCACAGUUCCUUCAAGAUGAUUGGAAAGACGAUAGCGAGGAUAUUUAUUCAACCACGUGGGACUUCGCUGGACAGUCUGUUUACUACGUGACACACCCACUCUUUCUUACAAGAAGAGCAAUCUACUUUUUGGUUUAUGACUUGAGUAGAAAUCCAAGCGACAAAGCCAUACCCCAGGUGAAACAAGGAGUCUACAGAGAAAUUGAAGAUAGAUAUAAUCUAAAAACGAAUUUGGAUUACCUAGAGUUUUGGAUGAGUUCUUUGGCCUCCUUAAUGGAACAAAAUAAUCGCCCGCAAAACCCCGAAAAGGAGGUACUUCCAAAGAGGCUUCCAGCUGUUUUCCUGGUGUGCACUCAUGCUGACAAACCAUAUUGUAACCGUAAUCCUUCUGCAUUAGCCAGAGAAAUAUUUGGCAAUUUAAAAACCAAGCCAUAAGGUGCCCACUUGGUUGGCGUGUUUUGUGUUGAUAACACUAAGUCAGGCACUGAGUCCGAGUGUCAAGAAAUCAGGCGAUUGCGAGAAAAGGUACUUGAAGUUGCUAAGGAGUUACCACAUGUAAAUGAGGCUAUUCCGAUCAAGUGGUUGAAGUACGAAAAUGCUCUUCGUGCGAUCAAGGAAAAUGAUCGCAAAUUCAUCUCUCUCGCAAUUGCAAAACAGAUUGCUUCCAAAGUUUGCAGGAUAAAUAAAAACAAAGAGAUUUUAACAUUGUUAAACUUUUUGCACGAUCUGCGAGUUUUGAUCCACUUCGAUGACACACUGGAAUUGAGUGAUUUGGUUAUCUUGGAUACCCAGUGGCUGAUUGACGUUUUCAAAAACGUAAUAACUGUGAGGCCCUGCCACUCGAGAGAGGAAAACUUUGCUGAUCUUUGGUACAAACUCGAAACAGAGGGAAUCCUUGAAGAAAAACUCCUCAAACAUGUUUGGAAUUCUUUGAUUCCUCAGACAGAAACCCACGAAAGCCUUAUUGCAAUUAUGGAGAAAUUCAGCUUGAUGUGUCGUUGGCCAUCGUCAGAACACCCCUGCAACAAGCAUUAUCUGGUGCCAUCAAUGCUGCGGACGCAUCCGCCAGAAAGGAUCGGUAAUCUUGUUGAAUCUGCACAACUUCCGUCUCUUUUUCUCAAAUUUGAUGCAGGUCAGGUCCCCCCAGGUUUAUUUCCACGAUUUGUGUUGGAAUUCUUUUGGUGGGGUAAAAAAACAUUUUCUCCCCUAGCACCGCCCCAAUUUUACAACAAUUUUGCUAGAUUUCACCUCGUCCCUAACCGCGGCCUCUCGUUUGUCCUCCUUUGCCACUCCUCUGCGAUUGAGGUCAUCGUACUCAGCGCAAAUAAUGACAUUGACACGGUUGAUAUGACCUCAAUUCGAGCUUUUCGUAGCCAGCUGACUUUAAUGGUAGAUUGCAUUUGGAACAAGUUCUUCUGGGUUAAGAACUUUGGAUGCAAAGUAUGUUUCCUAUGUCCCAUCUGUUCGCAUGGACGCGUGGUCGGCUUCUGCACUCAACAUAAUGAAGAAAAUUGUAAGCAAGAGGAAUGCCUCCACUUCAUUUCAGAGUCAGAUCUUGGAAAUGAAACACCGCAGGUUUUUUGCACAAAAUCCGCAACCGCACGGGAUAACCGAAUUCAAGCCGAGGACUUUGUUCCGUGGAUUUCUCCUAGUGAGGAAAAGCAGGUGGUGACUAGUCAACAUGAGGAGAGACUUAUCUUGAAAGAUGGAGCCGAGGAGAUGUCAACUGAGUUAGUUAGCGAAGCUGUGACAUCUCUUCAGCUACGACCACUUGCAAGCACUGAGGUGGAAAGGAUGCUAGGUCCUUCUGCAAAAGGUUACUUGAUAUCUACAUUGCUGGUCUUAAAUUAUCUUCUUUGCUUUCCUUCAUUUAAGGAUAUGAUUUCUUCUUUGUGGCACAUUUUGUUUAUCUCUGUGGUUUUUUUCGAUAUGUUAGGGAAUAACGACAAAUCUCUCGUUCUGCCUCACAAAGUUAGCGAAUCUCUCCAGUCAACAUUAGACUCUCCAAAAGAGGUUGUAGAUAGAUUGCUUCACAAUCUUGAUGACGCCUCGCUGGAACAUCCAAAACCUGAAACUGAGAAAUGGAUCCGUUGCCUUGCGAGGAAUGCUAAAGAACAUAGCAGGAUUGACGUUUUUACCUAUUUAAGAGAAGUUGCGCCAGCAGGGACAACAGGUAAGAAAGCGGAGACGGUGAGUGGUUCUAAUAAGUGUUUUUAUACGGACUUAGAACUCGCCAGAAGCCUGAACAGGUCGUUCAUUCGCCUUCCCAUGUGGAAAUUAGNAAUAACUUUGCCUCUUUAUUUUCCACCAAAACCUUCGAAAUUGCUGAGUAAAUCUGCCUUUGAAAUCUACUUUUCACGAAUACUGCUGUUGUUCAUUUCAGGUCCAAAGCUGCCUGAGACCCUCCAAGUCCAAGAUAUUCCUAAAAGUCAGCUAAGAGAACUGACAAUUAUCCUCAGUGGGCGAGAGGAUUGGGAGAUAUUUGCUGAAAAACUGGGACUGACCCCCGCAGAGAUACGUUUUAUGGACAAGCGCACAAGAAAUCAAGUGCUUGAAGUUUUGGGUUACGCUGCGCAAAAAUAUCUCAUAACUGUGGGAAAUCUUUAUGACGUUUUGAAAGACUGUGGGAUGCCUAUCCUAGCUGACUUGCUUUGAAACUAGUAGUUCUCUUUCACUUUGAAGGAUCUGUUAGCAACUGAUUCAACCAUCAAGUAAUAGAUAUUAUUACAAAUUUAUAUUUGAAUCAGAUAGCUUAGUUACUCCGUUAAACACUGCCCUCGAUUAAAAGCCGCAUACUGAGGGAAACUACUAUAUGAAAUACACUCCCUUGAAUAAAAAUCGUAUCCAACAAGA
Molecule: messenger RNA, 5378 nt
Organism: Stylophora pistillata
Lineage: Eukaryota; Metazoa; Cnidaria; Anthozoa; Scleractinia; Pocilloporidae
Biological process (GO): signal transduction
Molecular function (GO): RNA binding; protein binding
Source: RefSeq, a predicted model, not a curated record